This is a messenger RNA of Linum trigynum, 288 nucleotides long. Lineage: Eukaryota; Viridiplantae; Streptophyta; Magnoliopsida; Malpighiales; Linaceae. The record is from the annotation of a GenBank genome assembly.
AUGGGAGAGCAGAACCGUUUCUCGGUUCUCAAUGGAGAUGGAGAUAAUGGCAAGUCGGGGGAGGAAGGCCCAACUCAACAGGGUAAGGAAGAAGAGCUAGGGAAAGUACAUGAGGAAAAGCGAGAAUUGAUCAACCAAACCAUGCAACAGCCACGUCCUGAAGCAGGGAGUAAGGGUAAUGAAAAAGAAGUUUUGAUGAAGAAGGACACACAACACAUGGACAAUGUCCCGGAACGUGUUGGUGCACAAAGUAAGAAGAACCUGAGUGACAAACUCACUCAGGCAUGA